This is a messenger RNA of Raphanus sativus (radish), 1064 nucleotides long. RefSeq lists its product as uncharacterized. The transcript has 5 exons. The coding region runs from base 586 to 867 and encodes 93 amino acids. NCBI's taxonomy places the organism in Eukaryota, Viridiplantae, Streptophyta, Magnoliopsida, Brassicales, Brassicaceae. The record is from RefSeq and is a predicted model, not a curated record.
GGUUUCAUUAAGUGUGUCAUUUACCCUUAUGCCCUCUCCUUUAAUUCUUUUGAUUGAUUAAAUUAAAAAAAAAAAUUGAGAUUCCCGAUUUGAAAUAUCUUUGUCGUGUCUCCUUCUCUGCCGUCGUCGUCAUCUCAUCUCCGUCGUCGUCCUCGUCGUCUCCUCUCCGUCAUCGUCGUCGUCGUCUCCUCUCCGUCGUCGUCGUCGUCGUCGUGACGGGGUCGCCGACAUGUAUCUAGACUUGUGUUCGGUGGGAUGUUUGGUGCUGGAGAUCUACACGGGCGUGCGUCUGUGGAAAGGUGUUCAUCUCAAUCUUAGCUACUCGUCUCCGUUGUGGUGAAGCUGUGUCUGUGGAAUGUGUGAACAUAUGCAAUCUAACGAAAGGAGACGGGAAUGUAAGAAGUGAUUGCAGUGUUCUCUCCUGUGCUUGGAAAGCUCCUAGAGCCUUAACUGGGUUUCUAGCUAGCACUGCUCAUCCGCCUGUGUGUUCUUUGUAUCUAUGUGGCCGAAUUGGAAGAAAGAGUAGAGUAAAAUCUAAGCAUGCUCGUUCUGAAAAACUAAUGAAGGAAUAAAAGCUUAGAACCAAUGAUGAUGAUGAAGUUGAUGAUCCAGAGAAGCCAUCUCAGGGAGAAGCAGAUAAAAGGGAACAGAAGAUCACAAAGAAAGGAUAAGAGAUCACAAAAACAAGGAAUGCUCAGAACCCAAGUGGAUAACCCAGACACUCCAUCUCAGAUAAAGGAAAACAGAAAAUCACGAAGACAGGGUAUGAGAUCACAAAAACAGAAAAAGGAUUCGUCUAUUACAGAUGGAGGUAAAGCAGACGCGACGCCAGAAUCUAGAAAGAAAAUGCGUCAAACUAAGGAUUGAGACUAUUGUGUAUCUCUCCUUUCAAUAUGAAAGAUUCAUUUUCAUAUUUUCUUGAGGAAAAAUAGUAGGAGAGUGGGUUGGAUAUGCGUCAGUUUUUUACUUAUCUACAAAAUAUUUUGCUUGUAACUGAUAUAUGGUUUUGAUUAAUUCAGAUUUGAGUUAUAUACAAUUUUUGUGUGUUUCUUUUUUUUAUGCAA